Peromyscus leucopus (white-footed mouse) is the source of this 1277-nucleotide messenger RNA. Its product is annotated as transcription factor GATA-4-like. The transcript is spliced from 2 exons. The record is from RefSeq and is a predicted model, not a curated record. Lineage: Eukaryota; Metazoa; Chordata; Mammalia; Rodentia; Cricetidae. Gene Ontology annotation, molecular function: zinc ion binding; DNA binding. The coding region runs from base 606 to 1277 and encodes 223 amino acids. Gene Ontology annotation, cellular component: nucleus. Gene Ontology annotation, biological process: positive regulation of DNA-templated transcription.
GCAAGGGACAAACCGGAGGGCCGCAGAGUGGCCGCCCGAAGCUCCGCCGCCGCUGCAGCUCCGCGGGCGCUGGGGGAUCGCGCCAGCUCUCCGAGAGGCUCGAGCUGGCCAGGGCUGCAGCCGCAGUGAAGGGAAGGAGCCCUCGAGGGCCCUCUUCGCUGGAGCCCUGCUGGAGCCAGCGGCACAGCCUGGGCAUGCCGCUGGCAGAGCACAGCGACUAGGCAGCUGUGGGUGAGCCGAAGGUCGGUCUGCUCAGGGUGUUCGAGCCCAGCCUCGACAACGUCCUGAACACCUCCAGCCUCGGAGGUGGAGUGGACUCCAGCCUGGAGUGGAGUCAGCCCUCCUGCACUAUCUGCUGGAACAACCACAAAUCCAAUCUGGGAUUUUUCUGAGCAAACCAGAGCCGGGAGGUUGCUCUUCUGAUGCUGGAUUGAAUUCGUAUAUCUUUUGAGGGAGUUGGGCCUCUCCCCAUUGAUUUUUGAUCUCCGUUUUCGUGACAGUCCCGCACACCCGCAUUCUAAUUCUUGUGGCUUUGGUUUGCUGUGCCCGCGUGGCUCCUUGACCCGCAAGCGAAGAGAGGACACCGACGCGCAGAGCUUGGGGCGAUGUACCAAAGCCUGGCCAUGGCCGCCAACCACGGCCCCCCGCCCGGCGCCUACGAGGCGGGCGGCCCGGGCGCCUUCAUGCACGGCGCGGGCGCCGCGUCCUCGCCCGUCUACGUGCCCACGCCGCGGGUGCCGUCCUCCGUGCUAGGUCUGUCGUACCUGCAGGGCGGAGGAGGAGGCGCUGCCUCCGGAGCCGCCUCGGGUGGCAGCUCCGGGGCCGCCCCGUCGGGUGCGGGGCCCGGGACCCAGCAGGGCAGCCCGGGCUGGAGCCAGGCUGGAGCCGAGGGAGCCGCCUACACCCCGCCGCCUGUGUCCCCCCGCUUCUCCUUCCCGGGGACCACUGGGUCCCUGGCGGCCGCCGCCGCUGCCGCCGCCGCCCGGGAAGCCGCAGCCUACAGCACUGGCGGCGGGUCUGCUGGAGCGGGCCUGGCCGGCCGAGAGCAGUAUGGGCGUCCGGGCUUCGCGGGCUCCUAUUCCAGCCCCUACCCGGCCUACAUGGCCGACGUGGGUGCGUCCUGGGCCGCGGCCGCCGCCGCCUCUGCAGGCCCCUUCGACAGCCCAGUUCUGCACAGCUUGCCCGGACGGGCCAACCCUGCGCGACACCCCAAUCUCGGUGAGUACGGAAGGGCUUUGAGUCCUAUCUGGGGCAUUCAACUUUCCCAACUCGGUUGA